Molecule: messenger RNA, 237 nt
Organism: Adineta steineri
Lineage: Eukaryota; Metazoa; Rotifera; Eurotatoria; Adinetida; Adinetidae
Source: the annotation of a GenBank genome assembly
AUGAAAUGGAGUGCAAUUAUUGCAUCAUUUAUAUUACCUCAUUAUCUUUGCAUUUAUUUUAUUGUGUUUUUUUGUUGGUUUAUGGCUGAUUGGACAUGUAUUAUAGCACGGAUGGAAUCCAAACUUCAUCCACAACCAUAUCAUCGUUCAUUUCUUGUUCGUGUUAGUCAAUCGAUGCGUAUUAUAUUUGCUAGUUUGGGUUUAGUAGCAACUAUUAGACAUAUUUUCUUCAAAUAA